UGGAGGGUAUAGAGUCCACUCUCAGACUCAGCGACAACAUUCUCUCUCUAGAACCUCACUGCGAACCCAUCAGUUUCUCUCUCUAUCCAAUUGCAGUUGCAGAGGGCUGUAACCAACGGCGGAGUUCCGGUGGUUUUACACCGGAAUGUCACUUUCCGGCUGUACUCCGGCACCUAUUGCGUCCUUUUCAGCUCCUUUUUCUCUCUCUAUCUCUAAGUCACAAUGCACCUCCUCGUUAAAAAUGUCAGAAUCUUGAUUCUUUUACUUAGAAAAGCUGGGUGAAACUUGGCUCCAUUUGCAGCUGUACAAUUUUUUGUUUCCCCUUUCUCUCCAUUUUUUGUYUGCCUCUUUUCUCUUGCUUUUUCUCGUCGAUCUCGCUCUCCAAUUUCCCCUUUGUCAUCGCUGCUAAUCGAAUCUGACUUCUCUCUCUCUUCCCCUUUUUCUUUCCGGUUCAUCUUUUGCUCAGAUAACUUUUGAAGCUAGAUUCUUCUCUUUUUAUCUCUUUCUUUAUUUUGCCCCUUUCUCCUUGUCGUUGCUUAGACCCAUUUUGAAUCUGUAAAAGUUGCUUUUAAUCUGUUUUGGAUUAGGGAUUCAUUUCUAAUUUUAAUCGUCUCUUCAGUUUUUCCAGAAUGUUUAUCAUGUGGUUACCAGCCGAAUUCAAUGUAGGUUCCCUGAGGCUCUGAUUUCUAUUCUGGCUCAUUCAUUCCUCUCCCCCUGCUCCAUGGGAAUUCCAUAGCCCUUUACCUCGCUGAAGGUGAUUUUACACCCAACUGUUUUUGGUCAACUUCUCAGAAACAGAUCCUUGAGUUUGCUGCAGCCUUGCGUAUUCAGCAUUACAGGUAUUGAGAUGAAUGGGAUUCAGAGAAGAAAAGUUGGUAAUAAUGACAAGCCUUUCCCUGGCUGUCUGGGUAGAAUGGUGAACCUUUUCGAUCUGAGUACGGGUGUUCCUAGGAACAAGCUUCUUACUGAUGCACCACAUCGUGAAGGUUCUGCACUCUCAAGAAGUCAGGCAGAUGUUGCAAGGAUGUUUAAUCACUCCACAAAUCAGACCGAAGAUAAUCUGACAGUGCCUGAAUUGCAGAGGAUAUCGCGUAAGAAAGCAAAUGGAACGCCUGUGAAGAUGCUCAUAGAUCAAGAGAUGUCCGAAAUGGAGCGGAUGCACAAUCCACCCAAUGUGGUUGCAAAACUAAUGGGGCUUGAAACUCUCCCUCGUCAGCUUCCUGGUUCAUCUAUUCAAAGAAAUAAUGUAAGAAGUUAUCCAAAGAGUAGAGUUGCAGACCAUUGGAUGCCAUUAGGAUGUAGGGAACAAGGCGACUUCUUGGAGGAGGAAAUUAAAUGCCAAGAUGAUCAAUGUUCAGAGCAGAAGGAAUAUAAAGAUGUUUAUGAAAUAUGGCAGCAAUCUCCGCAGACGAAUUACACUAGAGAAAAACUGCCAAAGAAGGGAAUGGAAAGUGAAAUUUUGAAUGAUAGAAAGAUGGAACUUGUUCGCCAGAAGUUUGUAGAAGCUAAACGUCUGGCCACCAACGAGAGACUGUGUCAAUCCAAGGAAUUUCAAGAUGCACUAGACGUCUUAAGUUCUAACAAGGAUUUGUUUGUCAAGUUUCUGCAGGAGCCAAAUUCUUUGUUUACUCAGCAUCUGAAUGAACUCCAGUCCAUCCCUCCAUCUCCUGAGACAAAACGUAUCACUGUUCUUAGACCUACAAAGGUUUCUAGGGAUGAAGGGUUUACUGAAUUCGAGAAAAAAAACUACAGACAGUUGAGGCUACCAGCUCAGAGGGGUCAGUCAGCUAUUUUAGACAAAAGCGACUUGAGACGUUCUCCUACUCCAGCUAAUAGGACUAAUGAAUAUGCUGUAGCUAUUAAUCGAGCUAAUGARUAUGCUGUAGCUGUUCAAUCAACAAGAAUAGUGGUACUGAAGCCUAGUCCUGGGAGGAGUCAUGAUACUAAGCCUAUAAUCUCAUUACCUGGYGCAUUGCCUAGAGUGGUGCAGGGUGGAAGCUUUCAUGAGGGAUUUGAAGAUGAUGAUGUGAAGGAAUCAAGAAAAUUUGCAAAGAAUAUUACUCAGAAAAUGUGUGAAAAUCUUUUGGGGCAUCGAAGGGACGAGACUUUGCUUUCUUCUGUGUUUUCAAAUGGUUAUACUGGUGAUGAAAGUUCAUUUGAAAAAUCAGAAAAUGACUAUGCAGUUGAAAAUCUCAGUGAUUUGGAAGUCAUGUCUUCCUCUUCACGGCAUUCUUGGGAAUAUGUAAACAGAUAUAGUAGCCCGUAUUCAUCCUCCUCAUUCAGCCGGAUGUCAUGUUCUCCAGAGUCAUCAGUGUGCAGAGAAGCCAAAAAGCGACUAUCAGAAAGAUGGGCCAUGAUGGCAUCACAUGGGAACUAUCAAGAGAAAAGGCACGUUCGGAGAAACUCAAGUACAUUGGGUGAGAUGCUUGCACUCUCAGAUGCAAAGAAAUCAACAGUUUUGGAUAAUGAAGUUAAUGAACAUGAAACAAGUGAAUUAGAUCCAUGUUUUAAUCGUGAUGAAAAUAUAGAAUGUAUUGACGAUUCGCCCACGACAUUUAUAAGGUCAAAAUCUGUCCCGGGAUCUUUUGCAUCAUUUGGUGUGCUUAAUGUUGAAGCAUCAGAUCUUGAGACUGUCAAAACUGAUGAUCCGAAGUUCCUGGCAAAGCCAAAGGGUACUAAGUCGUCAUCAUUUAAUGAGAAAGUUUCUAGUUUAUUUUUCUCUAGGAAUAAGAAAACAAGUAAAGAAAAUUGUAGCGGAUCUCAAACAAAGGAUGAAUCGCAAUAUUCCAGUGCUGGGACACCCUCACCCCUAUCUUUCAUUCGUCAUUCUAGAGGGGUGAGUAACGGUAAUGAAGGCCUCGAAGGGUGCUCGUCAAGCUCGUCUUUUCUACAUUUAACCAAUAUGGUUGCGGGAGGAGGUGCAGUUCAUCAUGAGGCAGGGUUGUCUGUAAAAAGGCCUUUCAUGACUGGAAAUAUUGGUGAAAAUCAGGAGCAGCCAAGUCCAAUAUCCGUUCUGGAACCGCCAUUUUUUGAAGACGACUACACAAAUCUUGAGUUGUCAAGCUAUUUGAAGCCAGGAAACCAAGAGUUCUGUAUGCCGUUCAAGAGUAGCCUCAUUGACAAAUCGCCGCCCAUAGAAUCAAUUGCUCGGAGUAUGUUCUGGGGCGCUUGUUUGGAUUCAUCUGCUCCUUAUCCACUUGAAUCUCCACCAGUUUCCACUUGUUUGGAGGAAGAACAAAACUGGCAUUGCCUUGUCGAAGCCCUUCUCACAAUGUCUGGUCUCAGUAGUGAAGUACAACAAUGUGGCUUAUUGUUCACUAGAUGGCAUUCGCCUGUAAAUCCACUAGAUCCAUCUCUAAGAGACAAAUAUGCCAAUCUAAGCAGCAAAGAGCCAAUGCUCGAGGCCAAGCGGAGGCAGCUGCGAUCAAGUAGGAAGCUUGUAUUUGACCGUGUCAAUGCUGCCUUGGUGGACAUAACUAGUGAGGAACACGACCAAAUAUGGAGAGCAAAAACACCUACCGGUGCUGGUGCCCGUGACAGCAGCUCUACAGAGUGUACAUCACUAACAUUAUUAGACUGUGUUAUGGGCAAACUCAAGGAUUGGGUUUGUGGUGAAUCUAGAUGUGUUUUAGGAGACAUAGGGGACAGCAACAGCCUGGUGGUGGAAAGGGUAGUUAGAAAAGAGGUUGGGGGGAGAAAUUGGGAUGACCAUCUGAGGAUGGAAAUGAAUAAUUUGGGGAAGGAAGUAGGAAGGAGAUUAAUGGAAGAGCUUUUGGAAGAGGCUGUAGUUGAACUGACAGGUCGAUGCAGAAUUCGGUUUUAAGCUCGCUCCGACAUCCUAUGCUCAAGAAUUGUAGAGCAUACCUCGAACUCCAGGUCUCUAGGGAGUCAACUUGGAUUUGUUCAGGUUGAUCGGCUCAAUUGGAUCCAGGCUGAGUGAUCCAACCCUAGUCGGGUCUAGUCCGGUCAGGUUUGGCCUCACUACAAAUGAAUCUUACCCAUAGGAGUAAGUUUGAAAGAAAAUAUAUAGAUAGCCGAAGAAGCAGCAGAAUGUGGCAAUGAGGCCUAAAAAAAGCACAUGAUCCCGUGACAGCCUGUAAUGGGUAUUUGGAAUCAAGGGCAUUAAUUGAAAAAAGGAUUCGGCUUUAUCCGUGGGGUCCAUUGAUUGCUAUUUGCUAGUGGACUGAUUCUUCAAACAGUGAAGGCCAAUGGGACACACACACUCGUAUCGCAGUCGUCUCUAUCUGUAUAGGAAAUCGCAUUGGUUCAGGGCAGACRUGUGAUUGCCA
This is a messenger RNA of Momordica charantia (bitter melon), 4289 nucleotides long. RefSeq lists its product as uncharacterized. The record is from RefSeq and is a predicted model, not a curated record. Lineage: Eukaryota; Viridiplantae; Streptophyta; Magnoliopsida; Cucurbitales; Cucurbitaceae.